This is a messenger RNA of Delphinapterus leucas (beluga whale), 2840 nucleotides long. The record is from RefSeq and is a predicted model, not a curated record. Lineage: Eukaryota; Metazoa; Chordata; Mammalia; Artiodactyla; Monodontidae.
GGUGGCCGGGCCCCCCGGCGCCGCUAACUGCACUAGGCAUUCAGAAAACCGCAAGUCCAGGCCCCAUCUCCUUCAUCAUCUAUCGUCCCAGUCCGCUCCAGCCCCCAGCGUAGGAACUGGCUUUUCCAGAGCCCCUGCUCCCAGAAGUCCAGCCCCCUCAGACCCUCUCGACCUAGGUGACUCAGCCCCAGACCCUUCCCACCUGAACAGGACCCACCAGGCAGCAAGGCACCUACAGCCAAGAAUCUGGGCCCCCUGCAUCCUCUGGAUCCAUAUGAGGCCUCCCGCAAGGCUCCUAGGACCCAGAAGUCUAGGCCUCCAGCCAUCGCCCCCCAACCCAGGAUGUAGCUCUCCAUCCCUCAAGGACUUGGUGUCCAGGCCUGCGGGGCGCUGAAGCCAGGCCUUGUGGUCUUUGCACCCGAGAAUGCGAGCAUGAGCUAGGGAUGGAGGGAGGAGGGGCCAGAACGCCUGGGUUCUGACCUCCUCCCCCGCCAUUCACGUUUAACCCUUUCAGCUCUAGUGCGGCUGAGCUGGGGUGAGGGCGGAGCCUGUCUCCGCGGCAACAAGGCCGCGAGAAUCCCGGGGGACCCGGGUCGCCAUAGCAACGGCAGAGCUGGGGCGCCCCCGCCCUGUGGGAGCUGUUUCCCGGGGAACCGAACGUCUAUGGAGGCGGCCCCAGGGUCUGCUCAGGUGGCUGGACUAUGCGGGCGGCCAACCCUUCACCGGGACCUGCGUACCGGCCGCUGGGAACCAGACCCACAGCUCUCACGACGCUGUCUCCGGGACCCGCAACGCGUGCUGGAGUACUGCAGACAGAUGUACCCGGAGCUGCAGAUUGCGCGUGUGGAACAGGCGACACAGGCCAUCCCCAUGGAGCAGUGGUGCGGGGAUGCCCGAGGUGGCCGCUGUGCCCACCCCCACCACCAGGUUGUGCCUUUCCGCUGCCUGGAGGGUGAAUUUGUGAGCGAGGCCCUGCUGGUGCCUGAAGGCUGCCGGUUCCUGCACCAGGAGCGCAUGGACCAGUGCGAGAGUUCAACCCGGAGGCGUCAGGAGGCACAGGAGGCCUGCAGCUCCCAGGGCCUCAUCCUGCAUGGCUCGGGCAUGCUUUUGCCCUGUGGCGCGGAUCGGUUCCGAGGUGUGGAGUAUGUGUGCUGCCCCCCUCCAGUGACCCCCAACCCGUCUGGGACAGCAGUUGGGGAUCCUUCCACUCGGUCGUGGCCCCCCGGGGGCAGAGUUGAGGGGGGUGAGGAUGAGGAAGAGGAGGAAUCCUUCCUACAGCCAGUAGAUGAUUACUUUGUGGAGCCCCCACGGGCUGAGGAGGAAGAAGAGGAGGAAAGAGUCCCACCCUCAAGCUCCCAUCCCCCUGCAGGGGUCAGCAAAGUGACUCCCACCCCAAGGCCCACGGAUGGUGUGGACGUGUACUUUGGCAUGCCUGGAGAAAUCAGCGAGCAUGAGGGGUUCCUGCGGGCCAAGAUGGAUCUGGAGGAGCGCAGGAUGCGUCAGAUUAACGAGGUGAUGCGUGAAUGGGCCAUGGCGGACAACCAGUCCAAGAACCUGCCUAAAGCCGACAGACAGGCCCUGAAUGAGCACUUCCAGUCCAUUCUGCAGACCCUGGAGGAGCAGGUGUCUGGUGAGCGACAGCGCCUGGUGGAGACCCAUGCCACCCGAGUCACUGCCCUUAUCAACGACCAGCGCCGGGCUGCCUUGGAAGGUUUCCUGGCGGCACUGCAGGAGGAUCCGCCUCAGCCAGAGCGUGUCCUGCUGGCCCUGCGGCGCUACCUGCGAGCAGAACGGAAGGAGCAAAGGCACACGCUGAGGCACUACCAGCACGUGGCUGCCGUGGACCCCGAGAAGGCCCAGCAGACGCGCCUCCAGGUGCAGACUCACCUUCAAGUAAUCGAGGAAAGGAUGAAUCAGAGCCUGGGGCUGCUUGACCAGCACCCCCGCCUGGCUCAGGAGCUGCGGCCCCAGAUCCAGGAACUCCUCCACUCUGAACACCUGGGCCCCAGUGAAUUGGAAGUCCCUGCCCCGGGGGGCAGCAAUGAGGACAAGGGUGGGCUGCAGCCCCUGGAUUCCAAGGAUGCAGACACCCCCAUGGCCCUUCCAAAAGGGUCCACAGAACAAGAUGCUGCAUCCUCUGAGAAAGAGAAGAUGUCCCCCCUGGAGCAGUAUGAACGAAAGGUGAAUGUGUCUGUUCCAAGGGGUUUUCCUUUCCACUCAUCGGAGAUUCAGAGAGAUGAGCUGGCACCAGCUGGAACAGGCAUGUCCCGAGAGGCUGUGUCUGGUCUGCUGAUCGUGGGAGCAGGUGGUGGCUCCCUGAUCAUCCUCUCCAUGCUGCUCUUGCGCAGGAAGAAACCCUACGGGGCUAUCAGCCAUGGAGUGGUGGAGGUGGACCCCAUGCUGACCCUGGAGGAGCAGCAGCUGCGUGAACUGCAGCGUCACGGCUAUGAGAACCCCACCUACCGCUUCCUGGAGGAACGACCCUGAACCAGCCCCCUUCACCCCUUUGGCUGAGCCCAGACCUUCCCUCUUCCUGGAGCCCCAGAACCCCAACUCCCAGCCUGGGAGAGGGGUCUUGAAAAAGUUCAUUUCACACCCUUUGUGAGGGGGCUGGAAAUUCUUAUUUCCCCUGUCCAAUUCCAAAUUUAAUCCCUAAGAAAUCCCCAGGUAUUCCCAGCUGCCUCCCCACUUGGGACCUCCUCACUUUAAUUUAUUUUGUACAUUUAUGUAUUGUUCGUUAAGGUGACCACCAGUUGGUCCCACUGUCUGUUGUUCCCUGGAAUUCACCCUCCCACGUGUCCCCCACUAAUAUCCCAAUAAAGUCCUCUUCCCCACCAGGC